CUGAAAGAUUAUUCAGUGGUGUGCUCAGUGAAAUGUGUGGGUGAGACAGAACGAGAGGGGUAGAGACUCUGGGGACUGACAUGAAAGCAGCAGAAUAAGAAAAAUAACAAAGACAGAGAGAGGACGAGCGAGAGAAAGAGUGAGAUCGUGUGUGUGUGAGAGAGAGAGACUGCUCAGUGCUAGAGACACAGGUGAAGAUGGUGGAGGAGUGUGUGGUACCAAGACCACGGGGCUGUGUGCCAGCGAUGUGUGAGGUGGUGUUGAGCAGUCUGGCAUUGGUGAUGAUUUGGUUGUUGGACUCCGAGCUCAUGAGAGAGAUGUCAGGACUUUUGAUAUUCGCUCUGAGCCUGGGGGCAACACUUCACAGCCUCUGCCUGCUUAGUGAAGAAUGGCUGUUUCAUUCACAACAGAGGUACGGUGGCAGCAUCCAGCAGAUUUUCUGGGCCUGUUUCAGCAGUACUACUGUAGCAGGAAUGUGUGUGGUCAUUUUGCUGCUGGGGGUGGAUCGUUUUGAAUGGACACGUGAGAAGUGUGUCUUAUGUGUCUUAACCAGCGCUUUCUACCUGCUGCUGAAGACUCUUGGAGUUCUGGGCCCUGCACCAGUGGAGAUCUCCGAGGUGUGCGAGAGCAAGAAGCUGAAUGUAGCUCAUGGCUUAGCCUGGUCCUUUUACAUAGGUUAUCUGAAACUUGUGAUACCAGAGCUGGAGGAACAGGUGAGGAAAUACUACAACCAGACCGGAGAGAUUCUCUAUUCCUCCCAUCUGUACAUCCUCCUGCCUCUGAGCGCAGUGGCCCCAGCCAAGAUAGAGGAAGAGGACCAUAACAUACGUUUCCACCAGAACCUUCCGGAGAUCCAGCUCGACCGGGCCGGUGUCAGGAGAAGAGUCUACAAACACAGCAUCUACAAAAUCACCAACCACAAACAAGAGCCGUAUUACUGUGUGGUGGAGUACGCCACUCCUCUGCUCACCCUCUAUCAGAUGUCUCAGGACAGCACUGCAGGGCUCAGCGAGCAGGACAGGAGACAGCAGGUCCUGCUCUUCUACAAGACUCUCAGGCACAUCCUGGAAUGUUCUCUAGAGUGUCGCAACCGCUACCGCCUUAUCCUGCUCGAUGACCAACGAGCUGACGGUGACCCUCACUACCUGUCCACGGAGAUCAUCAAGCACUUGCAGCAGCAGGAGCACGAGAUCCCAAUGGACCUGCCAGAGGAACUGCCCCAACCCGUGCCAGAACAGACUGUUUUUACAACUCCGCUUCAUCCCCACCAGCAGGAGGCGCCACUCACCUCCCUGCCCAGUCUGAUGAUUAGCGCACCAUGUUCACUGAGGUCAGAACCUGUGGAGAAUACAGACUACACUCAAAACCAUCACCACAACAGACGUCGAUAAAGUGAUGAUCCGUAUUCGACUUUCUGUACAUAACAUGUUCAUGGUGUGUUUAAAGAUGUAAACUAGUGGUAGGAAACUGCCAUUAAGGUUAUCAGAACCACCUUAUUUCAUUGUUAAUGCAGUAUGAAUUAUUAUUAUUAUUAUUAUUAUUAUUAUUAUUGUAACUCCUAAAGUUUGUGGCUAAAUUUACAUAAUUAAUGGCCCAUUUUUUUCCACAUAUUUCUUUAUAU
This is a messenger RNA of Neoarius graeffei (lesser salmon catfish), 1621 nucleotides long. It is a transcript of the gene sting1, whose product is annotated as stimulator of interferon response cGAMP interactor 1. Gene Ontology annotation, cellular component: autophagosome; endoplasmic reticulum membrane. The transcript is spliced from 7 exons. NCBI's taxonomy places the organism in Eukaryota, Metazoa, Chordata, Actinopteri, Siluriformes, Ariidae. Bases 198 to 1391 code for a protein of 397 amino acids. Gene Ontology annotation, biological process: positive regulation of macroautophagy; innate immune response; autophagosome assembly. The record is from RefSeq and is a predicted model, not a curated record. Gene Ontology annotation, molecular function: 2',3'-cyclic GMP-AMP binding; cyclic-di-GMP binding.